Trypanosoma rangeli is the source of this 1686-nucleotide messenger RNA. Its product is annotated as putative aspartate aminotransferase, mitochondrial. The coding region runs from base 1 to 1686 and encodes 561 amino acids. The record is from RefSeq and is a predicted model, not a curated record. NCBI's taxonomy places the organism in Eukaryota, Euglenozoa, Kinetoplastea, Trypanosomatida, Trypanosomatidae. The transcript has a single exon.
AUGGGACUCUGCUGUGGCAGGAGUGCGAUGCCGGUCGUGGACGACAGAGGGCGGAAGCACCGCGCCUUGCACCCGAAAGUCUCCGUCACUCCUAUGCCCACUGUGGAGUUUGACAUCAUCGCCCCUGAAGACGCCGGCGAUUUGACGUUGAAUAUGAUGCGAAGGGGCUCCUCUGGGGGUGCCUUCUUCAUGAAUGCCAGCCUCCACACCGUGAGCGAGUUUAGUUUUACCAUGGCCGACUGCAAGGGUCAGAGUCUCUCCGGCACGCUUCGCGAUGAUGCGGCUCGAAGCUUCUUAACGAACGGAAUGAAUGAGGUGUUACCGGAUCACGUCAAAGGGUUUCUUUCCAGCAUAUGCGAGGUGACACAUGCGGAGCCGCCCAAUACGUUGGAGGAUAGUUUUUUCGAGACCUCCAUCUCCACACUUAACCAAACACGCGGCCACCGCUAUCGAAUUGGAGGAUCCUCCGCAGCCAAACUCACAGCGGAAGAGAAACUGUACAUAGAUAAGGCACAUAGUACGGAGGAGCGCAUAGCACGCCUGGUAGACCUUGAGCAAAUGUCGCGUCAAGAUAUAUAUGGCGUGUGGAAGAUGAAUAAUACUAUGAUGUUUCUGGGGUGGAAAGGCGCUUUGCCCACCCUUCGGCGAUUGCGUAAAGGCUCACAGUCAAGGAAACGAAAUUCAGCUCGGGAGGUGCUUGUAAUACACGCCAAAGACAUUGAUCUGCAGCUGGAGGACGAUAAAAGAAGGGAAAAUGGGGCUGGUUUUCAGGGGGUAUUGGGUCGCCGAUGCGAGGGCGAUGAACAGGAGGUCAUGUUUUCACCUAGUGAGGCACUCGAGACGACUACAAGAUCCAAAACAGUGGCGGAGCACUAUCAGCUGUUGGCGCUGACGGCGAGGGAGAUUAGCAUCACAGCCAGUGUUCAGGCCCAGGUUGUACAUGACACCUGGGACUUCCUCUCACUUCCUGAGGCCUCAACUCAUCUUAAUACAGGGAAUGUGUUUUUUAGAUUUGUAUGCAGUCCUGUCAGACACUUGGGGACUGACAGUCUUGAGCUUAUCAACACCUUUAUCAAUGAGAGCAGCUUUGCGGAUGAGGUGCAGGAGAACAAUGUCCCCAAAAUUCAUAUAUUUUCUCCGGAGGAGCAGAAUAAAUACGUCAGUAUCCUGGUGAAGACGAUGUACCUUCUUCCUGGCGUUCGCCUCUCCCACUUGGACGCUGAUUUGCUGGCGUCGCUGGACUACCAGCGCAACUGCCAGCCAGGGAAUAAUAAAUUUGAGAGCCCGGAAGAUAUACACACGUUUCGAACUGUAAAAACCGUGAUCCGGUUUGUCUUCAGCAUCACUAUCCAGAUGAAGGUGAGCGCGAUUACUGACUCGGUGGCGCUGCAGAAGUUUAGGGACGUGGACGGGAUGGUGCCUGCGAAGGUACUGCUGCUUGAGCGAACGAAGCGGAACAUCCACAAAAUGGACUCCACCGUGAAGGUUCGCUCUGUGCUGCUCUACUACCCGGUGAAUGCCGGGCUGCUGGUGACGAACGUGACCAUCGUGCUCAAUACCUCGCUCCCAACUGUUGUCUCGUCGCUCAUGCAGACAUUUGGCACUCAGGGUGCCACGGAGGCGGCGCAGACGGCGAAGCAGACGCGCCGGUAUCUCAUUCACCGAUUCGGUGACUCGCGGUCGUAG